This is a messenger RNA of Enterobius vermicularis (human pinworm), 1488 nucleotides long. NCBI's taxonomy places the organism in Eukaryota, Metazoa, Nematoda, Chromadorea, Rhabditida, Oxyuridae. The record is from the annotation of a GenBank genome assembly.
AUGUUCCAAGUUACGUUUGUGAUUUAUCCGCCCAAAAUUCAGACUGCUUUGGAGUAUUUUUCUUGUGACGAACGUGCUGAAUCAAAAUAUCGUAUAAGAGCCGUUAAACGAGAAGAGCUAAGACGUAGACGUCUGUCCGACAUUUUACAGGACAGGGAAAGGUGUCUCAAGCAAAGUGCAGCGUCUAUUAAGGUAAUACGUUGUUGUCUUCGCGCAAAAAAGUCACUUAAACAGUUUUGCAAUAUGUGUCAUAUUAGAGGCACAUCAAGGGAAUCAGGGGGUAUUUGUUACCGUUACAACGUCCUGUAUCCUGGCAAACGAAUGGUACGGCCAAACAGCUUAACCUGUCAAGUACUUUUUGGUCGCCUUCCAGAAGAGACUAUUUUGAACGAGUGUUGCCAGAUUUGGAGCCACAAAGAGAGUAUCUCUUUUUAUGAAACGUAUGGGACAAAUUGUGGAAGAUACAAAUUAGCGCUGAAGCUUCAUUACUACAUUCGUGAUAGUAAUGUGGCGGAUUUAACGUUCCCUUUUGACAGUGAAAGUAUUUCUGGCAGAUUUUGUGAUCGAAACAUUACGUUACGGAGAGAACACAUAAAUAAUGAACUUGGAAAUGCUACAGUAGUAACUUUGCAAAAUAUUGGACCUGCGAAUGGGUUAAAAAAUAGGGCUGUGGACACAAAAUAAAACGCACUUCGUGGAUUUAUUCGUGGUUUUUAUGCCAAAUCGCUUGAUCCUUAUCGCAUAACCGAAAGAGAUAACAAUUCUUCAGUGAGAAGAGGUAUGGGAGGAAACUUAAUUAGGAGGACGACAUCUGCUGAUUUCGAAACGGUUGUUAUGAAAUUGCAGUUAAACAAGGAUGCUGUAGUCUUCUUUUCCGGUGGUGACUGGCAUGGACCUAGUUCUUCUGUUUUUUAUGUGUAUCAUACCGUUGCCAACUACUUUCGUCAGUUUGCUGACGGGAUACAAUUUUUCAUGAUUGAUGUUUCUAAAAAUGAGCUACCUUGGCCAUACAAAAUGGAAAAACUUCCUGCAGCAAUUUUCUUCCCAGCUAAAAGGUCAGUUCACCCUAACCUUUUCUUAAAAAUAUCUAGAUUACCAUUAGAGUUUCGAAUUGGGCCAACAUCUUCAUUUUUGCGACAGAUGGGAUUUGAUGUAAGAACUAGGGUGAAAUGUUACUGGAGAUCCUUCUCAGCAAACCUGCCUGCCUCGGUACCAUUCACAGUUCCUAACUUGAUUUCAUUUAUUACGGCUCAUUGUGGGCCAGAACUGCGCUGGCGUAUCGCGCUUUCUUCUUGCUCUGAGUUAUGCUUACGUCGAAAUAAGAUCCGCUUGCGAAAACGAGCAGCAACACUGGUAGCCGAUAUCGUUGUGUUGAGAAGCUUGAAAAGAGAUUGUACUGAAGUUCAACACAAAAAACUUAUAGGAGCAUCUAUAUACCGCUUGAAGGUUCUUCUGCGUAUUGUUUGUCCGGUGCCAGGAGCUGGUUGA